Messenger RNA from Protomyces lactucae-debilis, 1187 nucleotides. RefSeq names its product mitochondrial glyco protein. Gene Ontology annotation, biological process: cytosolic ribosome assembly. Gene Ontology annotation, cellular component: mitochondrial matrix. The coding region runs from base 72 to 908 and encodes 278 amino acids. The record is from RefSeq and is a predicted model, not a curated record. Lineage: Eukaryota; Fungi; Ascomycota; Taphrinomycetes; Taphrinales; Protomycetaceae. The transcript has a single exon.
UCAAUUUUGGUCAAGCACACACGCGCAGGGCCAAGAACAUCCACUCGAUUCCUUCACAUCCAUACUUCGCCAUGUUCUCUCGUCGUGUCCGUUCAUUCUUGGCGAAACAUGCUACGAGGUCUACACUCCCAGCCAGGGUUGUCCUUGCACGGGCGCCAGCCGUGGUCUCUCGCUGCGCUACGCCCAUCGCCUCACGGACCUUCGUCGCAUCUUCCUUCCAGCGCGGCCAAGGGACCGUCGACUCUGAACUAUCCGCCAAACUCUCUAGUGAGAUUCAAAUUGAGUCAGAAAUGAAGGAAUACGAAGACAUGCCGGAAGCUGUGCAGACUUUUUUGCAAAGUUCCUCCUUCACAGUGGAAGAUCUGCCUGGUACGGAUGAAGUCACGCUGAGUAGAACCUUUGGCAAUGAGGAGAUCAAGAUUGUCUUUUCAGUGGCAGACAUGAAUAAUGCAGAGGAGGCAGCGGAAGAGUUUGAGGAUGAAUCAACCGAAACGGACGCGAAGCCUGCUGCAGAGGCCACGGAGGAUGGUGCGGGCGAGGAUGGAGAGGCAGCGAGCUUCCCUGUGCGAUGCAACAUUACCAUCACCAAGGACUCUAGCCCAGCAGCUCUGUGCAUCGACACAGUCACGCAAGACGGCAUCUUCAUCAUUGACUCGAUGGUUCUCUACAAGGAUGCGAAACUCGCCAAGACGGACUCAGCGGAAGCAGAUUGGAAGCGUCGCGAGGCCUACAUGGGCCCUCCUUUCAGUAAUCUGGAUGAGGACUUGCAGAUUCUAAUGGAGAAGUUUUUGGAGGAACGGGACAUCAAUACUGCAUUGGCACUGUUCAUCCCGGACUAUGUGGAUUACAAGGAGGCGAGGGAGUAUGAGGCUUGGCUCCAUGGUCUCAAGGACUUUGUUGAUGCCUAAGUUUGCGUAGUCGACGUAUGACAAUGAAAGUGUUCCCUCCUGGUUGCCAGCUGACAUAUGACGACGCCGACAAUGACAGUGAAGUAGGUCUUUGUAUAUACAUGGCCGCCAGCCGUGUCGUCGGGUCUGGAGCAGAGGGUGAUAAAUGGUUGAUUCCACUGUUUUGUUGAAGGUAAAGAGAUACAGUAUUCGCAUGCGCCCACCUCUCAAGCUCUCACAGGUUCACGGGCAGUCCCACAUCAUUUCUUCAACCGUACCUCCUCGAACAUAACCCGCGCA